Messenger RNA from Trichechus manatus latirostris (Florida manatee), 4830 nucleotides. RefSeq names its product collagen type XVI alpha 1 chain (gene COL16A1). The transcript is spliced from 70 exons. Gene Ontology annotation, molecular function: extracellular matrix structural constituent conferring tensile strength. The record is from RefSeq and is a predicted model, not a curated record. The coding region runs from base 1 to 4830 and encodes 1609 amino acids. Gene Ontology annotation, biological process: extracellular matrix organization. Lineage: Eukaryota; Metazoa; Chordata; Mammalia; Sirenia; Trichechidae.
AUGUGGGCAUCUUGGGCUGCCGGCCUGUGGCUGCUCGGUCUCUGGGCCACCUGCAGCCAUGGGGCACAUACAGGCGAGCAGUGCCCACCUUCACAGCAAGAAGGGCUCAAAUUGGAACAUAGCAGCGACUUAUCAUCCAACGUGACAGGCUUCAACCUCAUCCGCCGACUCAACCUCAUGAAGAUGUCUGCCAUCAAGAAGAUCCGCAACCCCAAAGGGCCUCUCGUCCUGAGGCUGGGGGCAGCCCCACUGACCCAGCCCUUGCGGCAAGUAUUCCCUCGGGGCCUCCCGGAUGAGUUUGCCUUGGUGCUGACACUAUUGCUGAAGAGACACACCCACCAGAACACGUGGUAUUUGUUUCAAGUGACUGAUGGAGUUGGGUACCCACAGAUUUCCCUAGAAGUCAACAGCCAAGAGCGGAGCCUGGAGCUCCGGGCCCAGGGCCAAGAUGGCGACUUUGUGUCCUGCAUUUUCCCAGUGCCCCAGCUCUUUGACCUGCGCUGGCACAAGCUGGUGCUGAGCGUGGCUGGACGCGUGGCCUCUGUGCAUGUGGACUGCACCUCGGCCUCCUUCCAGCCCCUGGGGCCCCGGUCACCCAUGCAGCCUGUGGGCCAUGUAUUUCUGGGCCUGGAUGCUGAACAGGGCAAGCCUGUCUCGUUUGACCUUCAGCAGGCGCACAUCUACUGUGACCCAGAGCUUGCCCUGGAGGAGGGCUGCUGUGAGAUUUCACCAGGAGGGUGCCCUCCAGGGACUUCCAAGGCCCGCCGGGACACCCAGACCAAUGAGCUCAUCGAGAUCAAUCCACAGACUGAGGGCAAGGUCUACACCCGCUGCUUCUGCCUGGAGGAGCCACAAAACACCAAGGUGGAUGCUCAGCUGUUGGGAAGAAUCAGUCAGAAGACAGAAAGGGGAACAAAGGCCCAUCAGGGGACAGCAGCUGAUCAGUGCCCACCCUGUGUCCAUGGUGCCCAGGAGAGCAACGUCACCCUUGGUCCCUCUGGCCCCAAGGGAGGGAAAGGUGAACGGGGCCUGCCUGGUCCAUCUGGCCCCAAGGGAGAGAAGGGAGCUCGGGGCAAUGACUGUGUUCAGAUCUCCCCGGAUGCCCCACUUCAGUGUGCAGAAGGCCCAAAGGGAGAGAAGGGGGAGUCAGGAGCCUUGGGACCCUCGGGACUCCCGGGCUCAACAGGCCAGAAGGGCCAGAAAGGCGAGAAGGGAGACGAAGGCAUUAAGGGCACACCGGGGAAGCCAGGCCGAGAUGGCCGGCCAGGAGAGAUCUGUGUCAUUGGGCCCAAAGGGCAGAAGGGAGACCCUGGCUUUGUUGGGCCUGAGGGGCUGGCAGGGGAACCCGGGCCCCCUGGCCUCCCUGGACCCCCUGGGAUAGGACUGCCUGGGACUCCGGGGGAUCCAGGUGGUCCGCCAGGCCCUAAGGGAGACAAGGGCAGCUCUGGAGUGCCAGGAAAGGAAGGUCCUGGUGGGAAACCUGGAAAACCAGGGGUGCCAGGGCUGAAGGGAGAGAAGGGAGACCCCUGUGAAGUGUGUCCAUCGCUGCCUGAAGGGUUUCAGAACUUCGUUGGGCUUCUGGGAAAGCCAGGGCCCAAAGGGGAACCAGGUAGUCCUGCACUGGCCAGGGGAGACCCUGGCAUCCAAGGCAUCAAAGGAGAGAAGGGGGAGUCCUGCUCAUCCUGCAGCUUAGGUGUGGAGGCCCAGCAACUCAGGUCCUCUGCAGAGGCCACAGAUAUUGUGGGCUCCCCUGUCUUUGGCUUGCCUGGCCUGCCAGGGAAAGUUGGGGCUCCAGGGCCAACAGGGCUAAAAGGAGAGAAGGGUACUUCUGGAGACGCAGGGCCAGCUGGCAGUCCAGGGCUACCAGGGCCAGUGGGACCAGCAGGAACCAAAGGGGAAAAGGGGGAGCCUUGUGAGCCAUGUACAGCCUUGUCCAAGCCUCAGGAUGGGGAUGGCCAUGUGGUGGCCCUGCCUGGCCCACCCGGAAAGAAGGGGGAGCCUGGGCCUCCAGGCCUCAACCUGCCAGGAAAACCGGGCAAGGCUGGAGAGCGAGGAAUGAAGGGGCAGAAGGGUGAUGCUGGGAAUCCAGGAGACCCUGGAAUACCGGGCAUCACAGGGCAGCCGGGACUGUCUGGAGAACCUGGGGUCCGGGGCCCCACAGGGCCAAAAGGAGAAAAGGGUGAUGGCUGCACUGCCUGCCCCAGCCUGCAGGGGGUGAUGACCAACAUGGCCGGACUGCCUGGGAAGCCAGGCCCCAAAGGAGAGCCGGGCCCUGAAGGCGUGGGCAGGCCUGGUAAACCGGGCCAGCCUGGUCUACCGGGAGUUCAGGGGCCCCCAGGACUGAAGGGGACACAGGGAGAGCCAGGGCCUUCAGGACUGGGAGUCCAGGGGCCCCAGGGGGAGCCUGGAGCCCCAGGUUUACCUGGCAUUCAGGGGCUUCCGGGACCUCGGGGACCACCUGGCCCCACUGGAGGGAAGGGUGCCAAGGGACCUCCGGGGGUGAAUGGAGCCACUGGACCUGCAGGACCUCCUGGUACCAGUGUCUCUGGGCCUCCGGGCCAUGAUGGGCAGCAAGGACAGAGCGGGCUUCCAGGAGCCAGAGGGAUGCCAGGUGAAAAGGGAUCUCAGGGAGAGAAGGGUGAGCCAGGGGAGUGCUCCUGCCCCGCUCGGGGAGACCCCAUCUUCUCUGGCAUGCCGGGUGCUCCGGGACUUUGGAUGGGCAGCUCCUGGCAGCCAGGCCCGCAGGGUCCCCCGGGUGUUCCCGGACCACCAGGCCCCCCUGGAGUGCCUGGGCUGCAGGGAGUGCCUGGAAACAACGGUUUGCCGGGACAGCCUGGGCUGGCUGCAGAAUUGGGAUCCUUGCCAAUUGAACAGCAACUCCUUAAGACCAUCUGUGGGGACUGUGCCCAGGGACCAGUGUCCAUCCUGGAGAAAGGGGAGAAGGGAGACCGGGGCAUCCCCGGUGUGCCAGGCCUCGACAACUGCGCCCGGUGCUUCAUCGAGCGGGAACGCCCACGAGCUGAGGAGGCCCGGGGGGACAACAUCGAAGGAGACCCAGACUGUGUCGGGAGCCCCGGCCUACCUGGUCCUCCAGGACUGCCAGGCCAGAGAGGGGAAGAGGGUCCGCCUGGCAUGAGGGGCUCCCCAGGUCCUCCAGGCCCUAUUGGCCUCCCAGGUUUUCCUGGUGCCGUUGGCUCCCCCGGAUUGCCUGGUCUUCAAGGAGAGCGAGGCCUCAGGGGCCUGACAGGAGAAAAGGGAGAACCGGGUCCUCCAGGGCAGCCUGGUUACCCAGGUGCCAUGGGCCCCCCAGGACUGCCAGGCAUCAAGGGGGAGCGGGGCUACACCGGGCCCGUGGGAGAGAAGGGAGAAUCGGGCCCCCCAGGAUCUGAAGGCAUCCCAGGUCCCCAAGGCCCAGCGGGUCCCCGAGGAGAGAGAGGACCCCAAGGCAAGUUGGGAGAGAAGGGCGACCAGGGAUUUCAAGGCCAGCCAGGCUUUCCAGGCCUGCCGGGUCCCCCUGGACUCCCAGGCAAAGCUGGAGAACCUGGCCUACCUGGCCCCCAAGCGGAGAAGGGCAGCGAAGGAAUUCCAGGCCCAUCAGGCAUGCCUGGUUCCCCUGGGCCACCAGGACCUCCUGGGAUUCAGGGCCCUGCCGGCUUGGAUGGCCUGGAUGGGAAGGACGGCAAGCCUGGCGUGAGGGGGGACCCUGGUCUCCCUGGCCCCCCUGGACUCAUGGGACCUCCGGGCUUCAAAGGGAAAACGGGACAUCCUGGCCUCCCAGGACCUAAGGGUGACUGUGGAAAACCAGGUCCCCCUGGCAGCAGUGGCCGGCCUGGAGCAGAGGGUGAGCCUGGUGCCAUGGGACCCCAGGGAAGACCCGGCUCCCCAGGCCAUCUUGGGCCACCGGGGCCUCCCGGCCUGCCAGGGCCAUCUGGGAUCUCAGCAGUGGGCAUGAAAGGAGACAGAGGACCCACUGGAGAAAGAGGCCUUGCAGGCAUUCCGGGCCAGCCUGGCCCACCUGGACACCCUGGCCCACCGGGUGAACCUGGCAUAGAUGGUGAAGCUGGCAAAGAGGGACCCCCUGGAAAACAGGGACUCUACGGACCUCCAGGUCCAAAGGGUGAUGUGGGGCCUUCAGGACAGAAGGGCCAGGCAGGAGAGAAGGGGAGAGCUGGAAUGCCUGGGGGAACCGGCAAGAGUGGCGCCAUGGGGCCUGUUGGGCCACCGGGUCCUCCUGGAGAGAGAGGCCACCCUGGAUCUCCGGGGCCUGCGGGGAGCCCUGGAUUGCCCGGUGUGCCCAGCUCCAUGGGAGACGUGGUGAAUUACGAUGAAAUCAAGAGGUUCAUCAGACAAGAGAUCAUUAAAAUGUUUGAUGAGAGGAUGGCUUACUACACCUCCAGGAUGCAGUUCCCUGUGGAGAUGGUAGCAGCUCCGGGACGACCAGGGCCCCCAGGGAAGGACGGCACCCCAGGCCGGCCUGGCGCUCCAGGAUCUCCUGGGCUCCCUGGUCAGAUUGGCAGAGAAGGACGGCAGGGUUUGCCAGGAAUGAGAGGAUUUCCUGGUACCAAAGGUGAAAAGGGAGACAUUGGUGUUGGCAUCUCAGGAGAAAGUGGUCCCCCCGGCCCCCCAGGUCCCCAAGGUCCUCCAGGGUAUGGCAAGAUAGGCCCAACUGGACCGAUGGGCCAGCAAGGCAUCCCUGGCAUCCCUGGGCCCCCAGGUCCCGUGGGCCAGCCAGGCAAGACCGGCCACUGUAACCCCUCCGACUGCUUUGGGGUCAUGCCAAUGGAGCAGCAGUACCCACCCAUGAAAAACAUGAAGGGGCCUUUUGGCUAA